GGUUCAAUCUUGGGUGUUUUUUUUUUUUUUUUAAUGUUUUGGGUGAUUUGUACAUUUGAUCAAGAUGUUUGUUAAAAUGCUUCUUUGGUGAAAAUGUUGGUUUUUUGAAGCGAAAUGGAAAAUGGGGUUGGAAUGGUUGAUGAUGGUUCGUUAAUGGUAGACAACAAGGUUGUGGAACACGACACAGGUGUGGCCACGGUUCAGACGAGUUCGAGUUAUGAAGGUAGGGAAUUCGCUGAUUCUUUAGAGCAGGUGGUGAAACGGGAGGCCAAGGAGGAGAGCGUCGAUGAGACCGGUGAAAAGCUUCAGUCGAUUAGAGUUAAGUUCUUGCGGCUUGCACGUAGGCUCAGGCUAACUCCGCAUAAUGUUGUUGUUGCACAAGUUUUGUACAGGCUAGACUUAGCCGAGCAACUACGGGGUAGAAACGGAGGUCGUGUUAGUGAGUUCAGCUUUGAUCGUGCAAGCACUUUGGCGGAACGGCUCGAGGCAGAUGGGAAUGAAGAACUUGAUUUCUCUUGUACGAUUAUGAUAAUCGGGAAAACGGGAGUUGGUAAAAGUGCUACUAUUAAUUCGAUUUUCGAUGUUAAGUUUGGUACUGAUGCGUUCCAGAUAGGUACGAAGAAGGUUCAAGAUGUGGUUGGUAUGGUACAUGGGAUUAAGGUACGAGUGAUUGACACACCAGGGCUUUUGCCUUCACGGUCUGACCAACGUCGGAAUGAGAAAAUUCUUCUUGAGGUCAAGUAUUUUGUUAAGAAAACGCCACCGGAUAUUGUGUUGUACAUUGAUAGGUUGGAUAUGCAAACUGGGGAUAUUGACGACGAUAGGCCUCUAUUACGAACCGUAACUGAGACUUUUGGACCACCUAUAUGGUUUAAUGCAAUUGUGGUUCUGACUCAUGCAGCUUAUGCUCCACCUGAUGGCUUGAAUGGUAAUGCGUCGAGUUACGACAUGUUUGUUGCUCAACGUUCUUAUGUCGUCCAGCAGGCUAUUCGUCAAGCAGCCGGGGAUAUGCAAUUGAUGAACCCAGUCUCGUUAGCCGAGAAUCAUUCUGCUUGUAGAACAAACAGGGCAGGCCAACGAGUGUUGCCGAAUGGUCAAGUUUGGAAACCUCAUUUGUUGUUGCUUUCCUUUGCAUCUAAGAUCUUAGCCGAAGCAAACUCGGUUUUGAAGUUGCAAGAAACUCCUUCGGGAAAGACUCGAACACGACCACCUCCUUCGUGUCUGCUUCAAUCAGGACAUCAAGUUAAGCUGCCGGACGAGGACAAUUGCGAUGAUGACUUGGUUGAAUCCUUAGACUCUGAAGAUGAAUCCGAAUACGACGAGUUACCGCCUUUCGUUCGGUUGACUAAAGCACAAUUAGCAAAGCUUACUAAAGCUCAAAAGAAAACAUAUUCUGAUGAGCUAGAAUAUAGGGAAAUGUUUUUUAUGAAAAAGCAGUUUAAAGAUGAGAAAACCAGGCGAAAAACGAUGAAAAAAACUGCCGAUGAAGCCAACUAUAUGCUGAGUGAUGAAAACACAGAAGGAAGUACCGGUGCGUCUUCAGUUCCGGUUCCCAUGCCAGAUUUACCAUUACCUGCAUCUUUCACUUCCGAUAAUCCGACUCAUCGAUAUCGUUACCUUGACUCCACCAACCCAUGGCUCGUAAGACCCGUUCUAGACACUCAGGGUUGGGACCAUGAUGUUGGUUACGAAGGUAUCAACGUCGAAAGAUCAUUCAUGGUGAAACACAAAUACCCCGUUUCAUUUUCCGGACAAAUCACGAAAGACAAAAAGGACACCAACAUCCAAACCGAACUAGCCAGUUCAUUAAAGCACGGUUCCGGUAAAGCAACUUCAUUAGCCUUCGAUAUGCAAACGGUUGGAAACGACAUUUACUGCACAUUAUGCGGCGAGACAAGGUUUAUUAAUUUCUUCAACAACAAGGCAAUAACUGGACUCUCAAUUACACUCUUAGACGACGUGUUAGCAGCCGGAUUGAAAGUCGAAGACAAAAUGAUCGUGAAUAAACGGUUCUGUGUCGUAAUGACCGGGGGUGCUAUGACUGCUCACGGCGAUAUCGCAUACGGUGGCAGCUUAGAAGCACAAUGGAAGGAUAAAGAUUACCUUCUAAAUAACUCAUUGUCUACACUUGGGGUAUCUAUAAUGGAUUGGCAUGGUGAUCAUGUCAUUAGAUGCAAUGUACAGUCACAUGUUCGGAUCGGACGGUCUACGAACGUAAUAGCUCAGGCCGAUCUGAAUAAUCGAGGCACCGGACAAGUGAGUAUACGAAUAAGCAGCUCGGAACAGAUUCAGCUAGCUUUGGUUGCUUUGUUUCCAUUGAUGAAAAAGCUAAUCGGUUAUCCCCAACGAAUGUUGUAUGGACCAUUAUAAAAAUGGUUAAAAUUUGUCAUAAGUCCUUGUAAUUUUUGAAGAUUUGGAAUUUAGUCCUAUACUAUUAUUUUUA
Messenger RNA from Gossypium arboreum, 2443 nucleotides. Its product is annotated as translocase of chloroplast 120, chloroplastic-like. Gene Ontology annotation, biological process: protein targeting to chloroplast. Gene Ontology annotation, cellular component: chloroplast outer membrane. NCBI's taxonomy places the organism in Eukaryota, Viridiplantae, Streptophyta, Magnoliopsida, Malvales, Malvaceae. The record is from RefSeq and is a predicted model, not a curated record. Gene Ontology annotation, molecular function: GTP binding; GTPase activity.